AUGAACGCCUUCUUCGAGAGCCGUGUCCCCAACGCCGCCUAUUCCACUUCCGAUGGCACUUGGCACACUUCCAACCGUUUUUCCCAGGGCUCUUGGGAUCUCGCCAACGCCGGCUCCGAUCCGCGACACACCUCGGCCGAAUUGGUGUCCUGAAUCUUUGGAAAAUGUAAUGAAAAUUUGAAAUUUGAAGAUGAGACCUAUGCUGCUGGCGAUGACGUUUGCUGAGCUGCCGAGUUGCGAUGGAAUCCUUCCGAUCACUUGAGGAGGCACUUGCGGAGGUCGAACUUGUCGUUUGCCUCGAGUCAGACCUGCGAUGACUCGUCCGGCGACUCCUUGAAGACAUUAUAAUGUUCGAAAGUUGAAUGAUGCUUGAUUUAUCAAGAUUUACAGAAGCUCACCGGGUACGCCUCUGAUGGUGUCACCGACAGCUUCAGCCACGUGAACGCCUUCUUCUAGAGCCGUGUCGCCAACACCGCCGAUCCCACCGCCGAUGGCACUUGGAACGCUGCCAACCGCCUUCCCAAUCCCUCGUGGAAUCUCGCCAACUCCAGUUCCCACUUUCGAAACGCCGCUGCCGAUCUCAUGUCCUAG
This is a messenger RNA of Caenorhabditis auriculariae, 591 nucleotides long. Lineage: Eukaryota; Metazoa; Nematoda; Chromadorea; Rhabditida; Rhabditidae. The record is from the annotation of a GenBank genome assembly.